AUGCACAAGCUGCAGGUGUUGCUGCUGGUGGUGUGUGUGGCGGUGGGCCCCAGCCUGGCCCAGAUCACCUUCUCGCGCUCGUGGGUGCCGCAGGGGAAGCGCUCGGGGGUCGCGGGGGCCCUGGUGUCCCCUGGGGGGCCACCUGACAUGGGGGAAAGCUGCCACGACGCCCGUUUGGCCGCACUUGCUCAGGUGGCCGCCCAUAUCGCCGACUUGAUGGAGGAGACAACAGACCUCAACCAGGAUGAUGCCGCCCUUGCUAUGCGGCUAAAGCACGCCUUCGAGGCUAGUGAUUCUCAGCCGGGGGCCAAGGACUUCACCCUCCCCCCCUCCACCUUCACCACCACUUCACAGGAGAAAUUGGGUAGAAUCUUUUGUUUGUCUGAUUGUUUGACAAAGGCACUUGAGAGGAUGUCGCUCGGUGAAAGAACUAGUGAGGGAGGUGCCAUGUAA
Molecule: messenger RNA, 453 nt
Organism: Penaeus indicus
Lineage: Eukaryota; Metazoa; Arthropoda; Malacostraca; Decapoda; Penaeidae
Exons: 3
Coding region: 1-453 (150 amino acids)
Source: RefSeq, a predicted model, not a curated record